UAACAUUUUAAUGUUCUUUUACAAACAUAAAAAGAUCAAAUUAAAAACCGGCUAUAAGAAAAAGUCCAAACACGACCAUUUCAUUGGGAAAAACCUACAAAUCUCCCAUCGACAGACCAGUUUUCAGCUCGAUGGAUUUUGACCGCUGACGCGUUGACACUAGACUUGACGUCUGUUAUUCUUCGAGUUGAUUUUCGUCCGUUAAUCGUUUAAAUUCAAAGACUGUGUGUACUGGUCGUUAUAGUGUUAAAACCUGCCGGAUUAGCCAGAAUUCACGAUGAAUCCAAGUAGGUUUAAUACUCCGAGUGCUAAAAAGCUGCGAAGAGAAAAAACUACGAUGUCGAAUAACUCGGACACUGAGAAGCACCCGGUGCAAGUUUACUGUCGAAUUAAGCCCCUAAUGGAAGGUGCAGAAAACACUUGCAUCAAAGUACUAGCAGCUGACACAUUGUGUCUUAAGACUCCGGAAUCCAAGGCAGUCAGAAAGGAAACCCAUUACAUAUUUAAGCACAUUUUCACUUCGUACUCGACCCAGUCAGAGGUGGUCACUCACGUCGCGUACCCCCUUUUAGAGGACCUUCUGAAUGGCAAGAAUGGUCUUUUGUUUACUUAUGGCGUUACGGGAUCGGGCAAAACAUACACUCUGACUGGAAAGCAAAAUGAUCCGGGCAUUAUGCCCAGGUGCAUUGAUACACUGUUUAAUUCCAUUGGUGAUUAUCAAGCGCCGAAAUAUGUGAUUAAGUCAGAUAAAAUGAAUGGGUUUGAGAUACAAACCGAAGAUGAGGCCUUUUCUGAACAACUGAACCUGAAAAGGACUAUGACUAACCCAAAACUUCAAAGAAAAGGAAGUUUUGAUAAAUUGUACGAGAAUGAUGGAACCGUAAUUCACAACGUUAACAAAAACAGCUUAUAUUCAGUAUUUGUGAGCUAUGUGGAGAUUUACAACAAUGGUGUCUAUGAUUUGCUAGAUGAAUCCUCAGGAAAAAGCCUUCAAAACAAAAUGCUGCGGGAAGAUAGUCGGAAAAACAUGUAUGUUAAUGGCGUUGUAGAAGUAGAGGUUAAAUCGGCAGAAGAAGCUUUCAGCUUAUUCAAUGCGGGACAAAACCGAAAAAAGAUGGCUUCAACUACAUUGAAUGAGGGCUCAAGUAGGAGUCACUCCAUAUUUAAUAUAAGAGUGGUCCAGUUGGAGCAAAUUACGUAUAAUGAAAAUGGCCAAGCAAUGGUUCCAAAUGAAAACAAAAUUGCGGUAGGUCAGCUAAGUUUCGUCGAUUUGGCUGGAUCUGAGAGAACCAAUAGAACGAACAACACAGGAAUGAGGCUGAAAGAGGCGAGCAGCAUCAAUAAUUCCCUGAUGUCUUUAAGGACUUGCUUUGAAAUGUUGAGGGAGAAUCAGACAAACAAAACGAAUAAGUUGGUUCCAUAUCGGGAUAGUAGAUUAACCUUCUUGUUCAAGCAUUAUUUUGAAGGAGAUGGCACUGUGAAAAUGAUAGUGUGCAUUAACCCAUCGGCGGAAGACUACGAAGAGAAUCUUCAUGUUCUCAAAUUUGCCGAAAUGUCCCAAGAAAUCAAGGUAGUCAAACCCGAAGUUAAUAGAUACACGCCUUCCGUUCAGCGAGUCGCAAUAAGUAAAGCAGCCGAAAACAAAACCCCGGCCAGGCUAAAAACUGCCUCGUCUUUCACUUUAUUGCCGCAAAUCCCUGUUGUUAAAUUUAACUUUGAUGAAUUAGAUGAAUGUCGUUCAGCCAUUCAAAAAGUAAUGAAGACCAUAAAAUUGAGGGAAUCUAAAGGAAAUAGUCUGGACAAAGAGAUUGAGGACAAGCAGAAGGAAUUAAGAAAACGGCUAGUCUCUUUAAAUGAACAGUCUGUGCUCAAUAGCGCUGAAAUUAAAAGCUUAAAGGGUGUAAUCCAUAAGGAGAAACAGCAGUUAAGAAACGUGCAUUUGAAAAUGACUGACUUGGAAUUCGGAAAUCGAGAUAUGCAGGGUAAAAAUGAAGAACUACAUGAUAUAAUACAAACCUUGAAAAAUGCGAUUAAUGAAAAGGAUUUGAAAAUCAAUCAACAUCAAUUGGAGAAGCAAAGAACGAAAAAGCAGUUGGUUAUGGCAAAUGAAAAAAUGACCCAGGAACUGGAUUAUAAACUGAGGAGACAACGAGAUCAUCUGAACGCUGCUAUGAAAGCAAAAGAUGAUAAACUGAGAAUGGUCAAAGGAAUUCUCGAUAGCGAAUUGCCUCCGGUUGAAUUUCAGGCGAUCGAGUUGGAAGAAGAACAUGUAAUCAAAUCGUUGGGCUCCCAAACCCCUCAGUCGUUAAAAAGUAACUCACACUUCCAUAGAAGAAACAUGAAUGAUGCGUCUGCUCCACGAAAACGAAGAUCGAAAUCGGCUGGUGAUGUGUGGCUUGAACACAACGUGAUCAAACCAUGUCCAUUGGACACUGUAAUGCAGCCUACAAUGAAGAAAAGAAAAUCGGUUUCCAAAUUGGACAAAGCCAGCGAUGUGACCAAUCCGAAGCAAAGUAAAUACUGCUUAUUAGCACAAGAACCUGACACUGAUGGUGAACUGGAGACUAAACUGUACAAAGCUGAUAUAGUGCCCACUUGUGGGGGUGGAGCUCAAGUUAUAUUCAAUGAUGUUGAGAAGUUAAGGCAAGAAUCGCCCACUAAACACUGAUAAAGUUAUUCAUAUUUCUGCUCAAGAACAAAUUUAUUGACUCAAGUAGGAAAGUCUGCAUUGAGAAUAAGCCAUUUGCACCAAAAUCAAUGAGCAUCAAAUGUUAGAUUUUGGGCUUACCCGUUAUGAAGUAAUUUUAAUGAGCGGCUGAUAUGGUACUUUUUCAGCGCGCACCACAAGGGCCGAGUUUUUGUACACAAUUUUGCUUGUUUUACGUAAGUUUUGUAAUGUAAGAGGUGGUACUUAAUAUACAUAAAUUUUUUGA
This is a messenger RNA of Dendroctonus ponderosae (mountain pine beetle), 2933 nucleotides long. It is a transcript of the gene pav, whose product is annotated as kinesin-like protein KIF23. The transcript has 7 exons. NCBI's taxonomy places the organism in Eukaryota, Metazoa, Arthropoda, Insecta, Coleoptera, Curculionidae. Gene Ontology annotation, cellular component: microtubule; nucleus; kinesin complex. The record is from RefSeq and is a predicted model, not a curated record. Gene Ontology annotation, biological process: microtubule-based movement. Gene Ontology annotation, molecular function: microtubule motor activity; microtubule binding; ATP binding. Bases 278 to 2668 code for a protein of 796 amino acids.